Messenger RNA from Drosophila melanogaster (fruit fly), 4014 nucleotides. It is a transcript of the gene be, whose product is annotated as ben. Bases 268 to 2370 code for a protein of 700 amino acids. The transcript is spliced from 7 exons. The record is from RefSeq and is marked reviewed. Lineage: Eukaryota; Metazoa; Arthropoda; Insecta; Diptera; Drosophilidae. Gene Ontology annotation, cellular component: synapse.
UUAGAGCUAAACGAACUGCCAUCCGGUAAACACGUCUCACAACGUUAUUUGUGUUGAAUAUAUAUAUAUUUUUUUGUUGUGGCUCUUUUUUUUUAAUUUCUGCGGCCCCUAAAGUUCGACGAUCGUGAGAAGGGAAAAAGAGUGUGAAGUGACCUAAGCGGUUUUGAAAUAUCUAUCUUGGCAAAACGAAAACAAAUUUGUUAAAGCACAUAUAAACAAAAACAAAAUAACAAAAAUAAAAGUGAAGCAAAGGUGAAGAAGACCAGAAUGAAUUCGCGACGGAUUGCUCUGGUCCUCCUAAUCGGCAUAAUCGUUUCGUUUUCUGGCCAUGAUGCACUAACCUAUCCGGAGCGCUUCGAUCGCCUGCCCACUUGGGGUGGUCAUUCCCAAAUUGGUGGGCCGCUGCUGGAUACCGCCCACCGGGAGAAUCGUGAGAAAAGGGAGAAUAGGGUGGACCUGUGCCGGCACUGUUUCUGCAUUCAUCUCAAGGCAAUCUGUGAUUACAAGCUUAACAAAACGCUCCCGAACGAAUUUAACGAUAAACUAUUGGUGCCGCUGAACAUCAAAUAUAUUGAGGUGCGACUGACUGUUGGCACCCAGUUCGUGAUGUACGAGAACUUCUUCCAGGACAACCAGGUGAACUACUUUGGUGUAAUCGGAGUGGGGAAAGAUGACCAGGUGGAAAUAACCAGCAAUGCAUUUAGCCACAACAAAGGCGGUUUUCCCAACAUCGAAAUACGAAAUGUAUUGCGAGUUUUUCUGCGUGAGAAAUUCCUGACCGGUGCGGACUACAAGCUGCUGGUGGAGGAUGUUACUCAGCUGUCCGUAUUCUCCAAUGCCCUUCAGAUGACUAAUCUAGACUGUUCUCUCAAGCGGAUCAAGGAGCUGAAUCUGAUGAAGAACGCUUUCAAUCCUGGGGUUGCCAAAUAUGGAAUAAAUCUCCGCAUCGAGGAUUCGAACAUCAAUCAGCUGGGUAUAUUCGGCGUGUCCAUGGGCAAGGUGAGCCUGUUGCGCUGCCACAUCGACAUGAUCAUGAGCAACGCCUUUGACGUUACCAGCAUCAAGGAGCUGAUUAUCGAGGGCUGCAAUAUCGAGGUGAUCGAGAGCCAGGCGCUAACCAACAAAUUGCAUAGCGAUAAGGUGGCCAUCGUGGAUACGGUGAUCGGUACGAUUGAGGGUCAGGCGAUCAGUCAGAGCGGUAUAACUACCAUGAUUAUGUUUGGAAAUACAAUUACAAAAAUACGUUCGAAUGCCAUUCAAAUUGUUGCCGUUAGUCUGUUCAUACGCAACAAUUCAAUGAGCCAUGUGGAGCCCAAUUGGUUGAGUGUCAGCCAGGCCGAUCAAGUGGAGAUUGCGAAUAAUCGCUUCGAGGACUACGGACGCUGUGAACUGAACAUUGGCUCCUCGAACUGCAGUUUUCGCAACAAUAUACUGCAGAAUCCGCAAUCGGGUAGCCUCAAUUUUACAUGUCGCGUCCACCAGGUGCGCGUGGGCACCGAGUGCUCGUGCAACAAGUCCUGGCUAUCGGAGCUAACCGAUCAUGAUCUGGAAUCGGAAAUCAUGUGUCAGGUGGCAAAGCGUGAUGCCAACUGCUUUAAUGCCACCAAUACGGAUGUCCGCCGGUAUGUCAACGAGGCAUGUGGCAGCAAUGUGACCCGCUACUGUAUGGGUGGCCAGUGGGUGACCAAGGCGGUCAGUGAUCAUUCUAGCGACUCCAGCAAAUUGACCAUCGGAAUGAUAGCCCUUGAGAUUGUGAUUUUAACACUCUUGCUUGUUGCGAUUGUCUGUGUGUUGGCCAAAAACUGUGGCAGUGGAAGCUGCGCUCCUGCCGGUGGCCAGUCCACUGAUAAUUGCCUAAUCGAGGAGGACAUUCGCAACUCACUGCGCCAGCUCGCACUGCACAGCGAGAGCAAUAAGACACGCAAGGCUAUACUGAAGCUGAUCAAUGGUCAUUUGAGCAAGGGGGAGUGCAACGAUCGGAUACUCUUUAUAGUGGACAACAUGCCGCAAAAUCAGGCGAUCGAAAGCCUGCUGUUUAGGCACAUAUCGCAGAGUCACAUGGAGCCCAGUGAUAGUGAGGCAUAUGCCAGCACCGCCUUAACAGCCAAUGCAACAGCACCACCACUGCCGCCCAGUACCGAUUCCAGUGAGCCCAUCUACCAAGAGCUCGACCAGCAACGACUGAUCAUCGACGACAAGUACUCAUUGCCGCUGAAUUCCGACGAGGAUCCGCCGUACUCGGAGCCGUCCAAUAUGAUGAGUGAGUACGGCAAUGACUACAACUACAAUGGCACUAACGAGAGCUACACUUCCGAGCAAUCCAAUCCCAGUCCGAAUCGGCCCCUACUGCCGAUACCCAAUCGAUUGUAGUAGUGUAGUCAAGUCUUUUCACUCUACUUGGCUGGGCUAACUGUUACACGAAUCUUAUAUUAUAUAACAAUUGAAUAUUGUACUUACAUAUAACCCUAAAUGUUUAAAAACGUAUGUAGCGGAUAUUGAUUAUUCAAUAUUUAUGAUGUAAAGCGACAUCGCCAAAAUGGUCUCGGAAUUGAUAAUUGUUAAUGACAUUAAAAUAACCUUUGCAGAGACUGACCCAAAUCCUCAGGAAUAUCGAAACACCUAUGAAAUACCUAUUGAAAAAAACAUGAAAUACGCUAAACGAAACUUUGAUCUGUAUAUAAAAAAGGUGCCCCUAAGUGAAUAAUACCAAAAACUUGGUUCAUGAAAACCUAAUUUUCAUAACUAUAAAAAAAAAUAUAAUAAUAAUAUAAAUAUAUACGAAUAUAUAAACUUAACCGCAACACUAACACGUAUAGCACAAUAUCUAUCUAUAUAUCAUAUUUAUAUACGAUAUAAGUCUAUAUAUCUAUUUGUCUCCUCAUUUUACUCUCGCACAUUUACGUCACUUUAGCACUCAAAAAUUAUUGUAUAGCCACCCAAAAUUAUUAUUAAAGAAAACACAAGGAGUCGAGUGUCACAAACACACAAUGGCAAAAAGGCAGCUCACAAAUGCGGAACGUAUUAACCCACAAAGAUACGAACGACAUGCCACCGGCAUAUCAAUAUGCCACACCGAUGCGCAUCCUGCCAUGCCACCAGAUGCAGCAUCAGCAGCCGUCGACGACGGCCAAUUAUGCCAUCCCCGUUUGGAGGUCCACUCCAAGUGCCACGCCCACUAGCCGCCCACCCUCGGGCUCACAGGAGGGGUCGGCCACCGCCACAGCGCCCAGAGCUGUCAAGGAUUUGCGGCAGGCUCUGCAGAACUCCCCACAGUUCCAUCCCAACCAGCUGACCUCAACGCGCAACCAAAGACAAAUCCUGCAGAUUCUGCCGCCGCUUCAGCCGCCGCCGUACACUCAGAGGUCACAGGUCAGGGGUCAGCGGAGGCGCAGCUUCGAGUGCCUCGAUGGCGCCGCCAGCUUGGCGGCCAUGGAGCACAUGGACUCCGGCUCGGAUCACUCUGGCGGCAGUGAUGUGACCGUCCAAAUUGCUGAUGUGAUCGACUACGCGGAUGCCUAAAAGUAUGCAGAGCACUCAAAUAUAUACUAUACUAUAUAUAUAUAGUACAGUAUAUAUAUAUAUAUAUAUAUACCUAUGAAUCUGCCACAAUCUGUCACACCUGCCAGCCACAAAAAAGAGUAUAAGAUGAGUGAAUGAUUAGAGAGAAACAAAAAAUACCGAAAACACAAUGUGAUAUUCUCUGGAUAUGCGAUGAACUGAGGAGACCUACGCAUAUACCUAAUUAGCUAGGGAGAAGCGAACUAGGAGAUAUAAACCAUAAGCUAGAUUAAGUGAAUUAAAUUUAAAUAAAUAGCCCGAUCGACCAAGUGCCUGCAGAUAUAAUAUAUGUCGGGGCUUAAAUGGAAAGGUACGUCAUAUCUUUAUCGACAGAGUUUUCAUAUAACUCUGCGCCCCAAUUAUAUUGUAUUUUGUAUUCUAAACCAGAACAUGAUACAUUGUUCAUGAUAUGUGUCAAUAAACAGAUCACAUUUUAAGUAGAUGUACCAAGAAUGU